Nannizzia gypsea CBS 118893 is the source of this 306-nucleotide messenger RNA. RefSeq lists its product as hypothetical. Bases 1 to 306 code for a protein of 101 amino acids. Lineage: Eukaryota; Fungi; Ascomycota; Eurotiomycetes; Onygenales; Arthrodermataceae. The record is from RefSeq and is a predicted model, not a curated record. The transcript is spliced from 2 exons.
AUGAACAAACGAUUUGCUGCUCUCCCUUUGUGUUACGCCGAUGAAGCUGUUCGCUGUUCUUCUCCCAGUCCGCCCCCCUUGUUGACACUGCUGCCGUUUCACGUCGGACUGCAGCAACGUCAAACGGCAGCAGUGCCAACAAGGGGACAGACCGGGCGAGGAAGAACCUCAUCGUCUCGCCUGCCUGAGUGUCUGCCUGUCGCCAUCAGGAGUCCCGAGUUGUACUCCGCUGAUUUUCAUGGCAACGGCCUUAACGUUAAACCUCCGACCAGCAAAAAGAAAUUUCAAAACGGGGGAAAAUUUUGA